AUGGAAUACCUGCUGACACUUCUAGAGACAACGAGCCUCUCCUUUGAACUUACGGUCAACAGAGAUAAGACCAAGAUGAUGAUAGUGGAUCGAGCUGAACUAAACCAUCCUGACAUCUCUAUGAUUGGCAACUAUCAUCCUAUUAAGGAAAUACGUGAAAGGUCUUUACAAUUGUUAUUGACAAAACUUCGCUUAGGAUGGGAAUUGGAAGAUGAGUUGGGAGGAACGAGAGAGCUGCUGCAGGCCUUACUUGCUUGGUUUCAAGUACAAAAACCAUCUUUACAACGUGAAGCUUUGGAACUUCUUCAUACAGUGGUUAAAACUAAAGCCGGAACUUACAUAGCUAAAGAAAUUGGUAUAGAUAAAAUAUUGUUAACAAUGAAUAAAAUAAAGAAUAAGCUAGUGCCAAAUUCUAUAGAAAUCUUUGAUGAUAUGAUGGAAACUCUUCACUUCUUAAAUACUAUUGACUCUCAAGCAAAUGUCACUAUUCCACAUCUUAAAUUACCUUCUGAUACAAGUUCUACCAGCAAUGGGUUCAGCAGUGGUUAUUACAAUUUAAGUUCAGGUAAAACUUCAUCAAAAGACACCUCAAUAAUAAUAAUUUGUAGCUCGUGUAGUCCUUCUGGUGUUAAUGUGCUGCUUUUGCCCUGGGUAGAUUUGAACCCAUCAGAUUUAAAGACAGUGAUUUUGAUUGGUGAUUCAUUAAAAGUUUUAAAAUCAACCCGUCGGUGCUGCAGAUUCAUACGAGAUGUCUUUCUAAGAGAUUUUCCAGUUGAAAUAUUUUUAAAUCGACCAGCUAUAGUAAAGACAUUAUUAGCUAUAGCCGAUGGGCAGUGUGGUGCACACCCUGAAGAAGCUUUGCACACUCUUCUUUGUAUAACGCAAUCAUUACAUAAAAGAUUUUCAACAUUGUUCUCCUUGGAUUUGGUUUCACAACCAUUUAAGUAUUCAGCUGAUCAUCAAGAAUGUAACGAUGACGUUAAUGCCGAACUUGAAUUGUAUGCAGACAAUUUUCAAUUGCAAGCAGAUGAUGCCCUGGUUCCAUUAAGACAGUUACCGGUUCCUAUAUUUGCAUUAGAAACUUUACCCACAAUACUCACCAUUAUGGCUUGUAGUGUGCUCUUGAUUGACGCAAAUGAUGAAAAUGAAGUAUUUGAUAUGAAUAUAUUAAAUACAAGCUUGUGUCUUGUUAAAAGUCUUAUCGAUUUACUACUGGUGAGUGUUAGUGAAGAUUUUUGGGUACAAGAGCAUAAAUCUAAAAUACAUCGAGACAUUGCCCAUAAAUCUUGUAUGGCUAUGCGCAUGCUGGGUGACUUGAUGACGAAGUUCAAAUCCUCAUAUGACAAAGAUUCUGAACGUACGCAUCACAGAGUCGCUUGGCUUCGUUUAGUUUCAUGCGCCGAAAGACUUCUGAAUUGGACAAAGGAAUCAUCCUUGGCACCUUCUUCACUAGUAGUCGCAAUCCAAGCUGCUCUCAUCGAUCCCGCUUUGGAACUUUUUUAUCCAGAAACUGCCGAAAAAUUGGCUGCCAUUCUAUUUAAUUCGAAGUUAUUGGUAGAUCAAGAGUACAAGAGCAAAUAUAGAGAACUUAAUAAACUGUACGUCAGCAUGGAUCACGCCGUCGAAUUCAUGAGGAUAAUCCAAUCUAAUCGGAUAUCAAAAAAUAUUCUAACUUGUAUUAAAAAUUCUUUACCGAUUUUACACUUGAACGUCGGUGAAAAUUAUUUAAAAGACGUAGCAGGAAUUUUGUUAAAAAAGUCUAAAGACCUUGAUUUUGACGAGAGUGAUUGGUCGAUAGCUCGAAGUAUCGCUUUAACUUUAAUGGCACAUAGCAUAGAAUGGGUGCAGAUCAGCUUUUAUAAAAUGUUAAAUGAAAUGGUGAAAUCCAUUUUGAUGGGCGAUGACGAAUAUCAAGCAGAAAAUGAAACAUGUUUGACUUUAAUAUGCGAUGUCGAAAUAUUUACUGAAAUAUGCUGUCACGGAUUAUCUUCAACACAGGAGGAGGUGGCGCGCGCCGCCGGGCAGACGCUGGAGCUGGCGCUGCGCGGGCGGCGCGCGCUGGGCGCGGCGCGCUGGACGCGCCUGCUGGCCGCCUGGCUGCCCGCGCUGCCGCUGCUGCACGCGAGCGCCGCGCACGACACGCCGCUGGGAAAGGCGAUCUGCAAAUCAUUGGAAGAAGAGAUAGUGGACUGUAUGGGUCUUUCGAAAGCAGAAAUGAUAUUAGGUCUCGUUCGACUGUUGUUCGUAAACUGCGCUCCAGUACAACUGGACGCUGCAUAUGCCCUCUGUAAACAAUUAGAUGAUGAGAAGUAUUUACCUCCACGCGAAUCCUUGCGUUCCGAUGUAUUACUGAAUGCCCUGAGACGCGUCAAACCACAGGACUUUAACGUUGAACAUUGCAGCUCUCCCUCGAAAGAUCCUCAGACGACUGGUUUAGUCCAGAUAAUGGAUGUGUUAAAACAAGACUUAGUUCUAAACGAAGAUACAUUAGAAUAUACAGCUCAAAGGGUCAGUCAGCCAGCGCUCGAGCCCUCUCUGCGUCGUAGCACGUUGCAACAGUUGGCUGUCUUGAUGCGUCAACAGGAAAUGCAUGAAGCAUUCCUACAAAAUGAUGGACUCAAUCUCGUCGUAUCUCUUCUCAGAUUGUCUUUAAUGGUAGAUGACUACCUAGUGUUUCCCGAAUGUGCGAUUAGUUGCGUAUCAGUCCUGAACAGUGUUUGUUUUGUGAGCAGACACACCUUAGCAAAAAUACCAGAUCUACCCUUACUCUUAAUCAGAGUGAUCCUGGUGUUCCCGGCGAACGAGAGCGGCGCGCUGCAGUGCGCGCAGGUGCUGGCGCUGGCGGCGUGGGCGGGCUUCGUGCUGCAGGAGCGGGGCCGGCCCGCGCUGCCGCGCCACGUGGCCGCCCGCAGCGCGCUGCCCUUCCGCGCGCACUGCUACUGGGCCGCCAGCCCGCACGCGCGCCACUCGCCCGUCGAGUGGUUGAUGUCGGAGGAGGCGUGGCGCAGCGCAGUCACCGUGCGCUGGUGGUGGGCGGCGCGCUCCACGCCCCUACCCUCCCCGCGCGCGCUGGACGCCCUGCACGCUGCGUGUAUUCCACACGCCUGCGCGCGACUAUUGCGUGCGUUGGAGAACGCGACCGCGCAUGCGCAGGUCACUGACGCGCUCGACCUGCUGCUGAGCUACGCGCAGCUGAUCCCGGCGGCCGGCGCGCAGGAGAUGGCGGGCCUGCCGUGGCAGCACGCGCGCCGCUUCCUGGGCGCGCCGCCCGCCUCUGCGCGCGACACCGCGCUGCUCGCCGCUCUGCUGAACUUCAUCGUCGCCUACAUGGACAACAUGCCGAAAGAAGGAGCUGCCUUGUCCUGGAUAAUAUCAUCGUUCAUCGGAAGCGACGCUGUUAUAAUAUCACUGCUCAGUCAAGAUCGUCUCUACCCGCAACAGACUCUACAAGAGGACAUAGAGUUGACACAAUUACGUAUAUACAUUAUAAAAGUUGUUUUGAGAUGUGUCAUACGUGUCGAGCUGCAAGGGGACUUCAGCUGUAGCAAAAUGGAAAGUCUGCUGAAAAUUCUACUGACAUGUUUCGAAAGAAUCGAUUUGAAGAACUUUCAUAUGCUUGGAUAUCUGAACGAGCUGAUACGGUGCGUGAGAUACGCAGCGUAUUCUCGGUACUGUAAGUUAUCGGAGGAAACUCUGAUGCACAGCUUACACGUGAUGACGCGCGUCCUGGAAGUGUGCGCAUCCACCGCGGGCCGCAAGGGGCAGGCGUGUCGCCUGGAAGCGCUGCUGGUGCUGCUUGCGGUGCUGAAGCUCGUGCAUGCAAAGGCAAUACCGCCGCAACGCUGGAGCGCGGCGUGGGAGGGCGGUGCGGUCCGGGCUGCGGUGCGCUGCGCUGCGGGCGGCGGCGUGGAGCUGCGCGCUGCGGCGCUCUACGUGCUGGCCGCGCUGGCGGGACACGCGCCGCUCGCCACGCAGCUCGCGCACUGUAUUGAAAAAGAGUCUCUCUCCCAAUACGCAAUCGAGAUGUUCUCUCGAGCCGGCGAAGCGAACAUAGUCCGAGCGGCGGCUGCAGCGUUACUUACAACUAUUACUUCGAAGACAUCCUCUCACACUCAGAUUUUUGAACAUGAAGUGUUACGAUCUUUGGAGGAAGGCAAUUUCAUGGAAGGAUGUCUGCAUAUACUCGUCGAUUUCCUUAACCAAAAAGAAUAUAAAAACUACUUAGAGCCAAAUGUACCGUUAUCACUGUUGGAACGUGAAUCAGAAUUUGAAGUGCGUGCGCAGAAAAACAACGAGAUUGAACUGUCACCAUGUCAACAAUUUGAAAAACCUCCCCCUACAGCAGCAUUAGUUGUUGCCAUAGCAGAUGUUAUCUACAAUAUCACUAUAUACAAAACAUCGCCCCUAAAAAAUUGGAAUGAACAAGGCCUGUAUAGAUUACUGUUCAAAUGCGCGUCGUGGAGCGGGGUCCGGGAGCGCGCGGCGGUGCGCGGCGCGGCGUGUCGCGCGCUGUGCGCCGCCGCGCCGCACGCGCCCGCCCGCGCCGGCCUCGCCGCCGCGCGCGACUGCCUGCACAGCUUCCUUGCCACACUCACUCCCGUCGACGAAGAGGAUAUGGAUUCAGAGUGUGUGUCUGCUAGUACUUACGCACUGCAUUUGCUCGCAAUGCUGUUGAGUGAGAGAGCGGUCGGAGACGUGCUGUGGGCGGAGUUACAGAGAAAAAACAUGCAACUGUUCCAUUUAUUGCUUCAAGCCUUGGAAAAUAAUGAUAAUGAUUUUCAAGAAUCAGCAAUCCACUGUAUAACAGAGCUGGCUCGCUCGAUCUCUCAUAAGAAAUGCAACGAUGCGUCAAGGGAUCAAUCUUAUCUGGAAUUUUUUGAGAAUUAUCUGUCACCGCAUCUUGAAAUACAACAUGACAGAUUAGGUGCAGGCGAUAGUGCGAGAAAUGAUUGUCAGCCGGAGUAUUUGGUUGAGGAAUUUUCCAGAAUUUUAAUGAACAUGUAUCAAGAUCUCACCGAUAAGAAUAAAUGUCUCGCUAGUCAAGACGAGCGCUGGCAGCGCGUGUGCGCAGCGCUGGCGGCGCUGCAGCGGGCGAGCGCGCGCGUCCGCGAGUACUGCGUGCACCGGCGCCUGCCGCGCGCGCUCGCCGCCGCGCUGCAGCGCCUGCGGGACGCGCUCUCGCUGCACGGGCGGCCCGCGGAAGUCAUUCGGAACGCGGACCAUGAACCCACUCUAAACACACUUGACGCAGUUCUCACGCUAAUUACCUCGUCGAUGUACGAGUGUCCUUCCGCUAAAGAUCUCUUCGCGGAGGACUUAGCGCCCUCCCUCGCCCGACUGUGGCCGUGGUGCAUGAUGACGGAGCGUUUAAGAGAUACGAUCAUGUGUCUGCUGGUUACCUUUACUAAUGGUUGUGCUAAAGCGUGGGGCGGCGCGUGCGCGUGCGUGUGCGGCCGCAGCGUGCUGCAGCAGGUGUGCGCGCUGGCGGCCCGCGAGGCGGCGCGCGCGCGGCCCUCCGCGCUGCUGGCCCGGGCGCUGCGCGUGCUGCGCCACUGCGCGCAGCACCACCACUGCAGGACUAUUAUCAUUAAGAGCGACGUGCUGUCGUGCACGAGCCGAGCGCGCGGCCGCAGCGGCGGGCACGCGGCGCACGCGGGCGGGCCGCUGGCGCGCCUGUGCGAGGCGCUGGCGCGGCACAGCGACGGCGCGGCGGCGCUGCUGGCGGCGCCGCGCCCCGCGCCCCUCGCCGCGCUGGCGCACGCCGCGCACCACCACCGCCUCGCCUUCCUGCAAUCGCCGGAACUUUUGGAAAUAUUAUCAGCUGGUCUUCUAACGGGCGACACUGCCGAGAUAGUUUCGGCGGCAAGAGCAGUUUGGGCGUUGGCAGCUAAUAACCAUCGGGCGAAACUAGUUCUGCGUAGUGCGGCUAUACCAGCGGCCGUGCAGUCGUCUCUACAGCGGCUACAAAGAAACGUGUCGGAUGAAGCGACACAGCGCGCUGUACAACUCCUCACCUACACGCUAACUGUGUUAAAAACUACUUGAAGAAUAACGAUCUUUAAGUUUGUUAACUACAAUUUAAUGAUACUAUGACAAUCGUUGAAAAUAGAUGUAAUCGCAAAUUGAUGUGUCGUCUUUUGACAGCUGUUUAUUGUGCCAAUUUAGUGAUUUUUGUUGGCCUUUUUCUAAUAUCGUUUAUUUGAUAAACAAAAUCGACAAACAACCUGUGAUUGCAACUGUUUUUUUUUUAAAUAACGGGAGUUUCCAACAAUUAUCUAUCUUAUAUAUUGACUAUGUACUUUACUGUUAAAAAACCUUUUAGUAUAUAAAUAUGUACUUUAACAACGAUGCUGACUGUAAUUUAGUAAUUGUAAUCAAUAUUUGUAUCAAUUUCUUUAUUUCAUGGUGGCUUUAGUAGCGAUGUUUAAAAAGAAUAUGAACAAGUAUUAUAUUUUUUACUACUAA
Melitaea cinxia (Glanville fritillary) is the source of this 6465-nucleotide messenger RNA. RefSeq lists its product as uncharacterized. Bases 1 to 6045 code for a protein of 2014 amino acids. Gene Ontology annotation, biological process: centriole replication; ciliary basal body organization; centriole-centriole cohesion. The record is from RefSeq and is a predicted model, not a curated record. The transcript is spliced from 33 exons. NCBI's taxonomy places the organism in Eukaryota, Metazoa, Arthropoda, Insecta, Lepidoptera, Nymphalidae. Gene Ontology annotation, cellular component: ciliary basal body; centriole; centrosome.